Messenger RNA from Rosa chinensis, 760 nucleotides. RefSeq names its product elongator complex protein 3. Gene Ontology annotation, biological process: tRNA wobble base 5-methoxycarbonylmethyl-2-thiouridinylation. Lineage: Eukaryota; Viridiplantae; Streptophyta; Magnoliopsida; Rosales; Rosaceae. The record is from RefSeq and is a predicted model, not a curated record. Bases 114 to 401 code for a protein of 95 amino acids. The transcript has 2 exons. Gene Ontology annotation, cellular component: nucleus; cytoplasm; elongator holoenzyme complex.
GUUCCGGCUCUCUCCUCCUCCUCAUGUUAUCGCGUCCGGGCAACAGCCGCAAUCGUAGCUCCAUGGUCGACCUCUUCCGGUGAGGCCAAAACGUCGACCUAAACGCCCUUAAAAUGGCCAUGUGCCGCAAGUACGGCCUCGCACGUGUGCCAAAGCUGGUGGGGAUGAUCGCCGCGCUUCCGGAAUUGGACUGCAAGGUUCUGCUCCCCAAGCUGAAAGCCAAGCCUCACCGAACCGCCUCUAGAAUCACCGUCGUGGCUGUGAUGUCGAAGCCUCACCGGUGCCCUCACAUCGCCACCAUCAGGAAUAUUUGUGUGUACUGCCCCGGUGGCCCCGAUUCAGAUUUUGAGCACAGUACUGGAUACAAGUCUACUAGCAUGCGCGCAAUUCGAGCCAGAUAGUUUCGUAUUGAGGGAAUGCGUAGUCCACCUUGUUCAGACCUUCGCCGGAGGUGAUGGUGUCCCGGGCCAGUUUUAUCAGAAAUGGGCCAUCCUUCCGGGUUGUCGAGCUAGGUGUCGGCGAGAAUCAUGUUCGAACUCUCCGGCUGAGGCGAUUUGGACUUGAACGGGUUUGGCGAUGGCCGGGAUCGGAGGCUUCUUGGCGAGCGACUACGGAUGAAUGUUUAAUGAUUAUGAAUUUUUUUUGUUUUUGUUUUUGAGAAUAGAUGAUUAUGAGUGUUUGAUCUAUGAAUGUUUGCAGAAACCCUAUGAUUGUUUUAAAUUUACUUAAUAGAAUCUGGUUAGGCCAUAUGCUUUGUUGA